Messenger RNA from Chinchilla lanigera (long-tailed chinchilla), 3820 nucleotides. RefSeq names its product proline-rich protein 33-like. The transcript is spliced from 3 exons. The coding region runs from base 1304 to 2809 and encodes 501 amino acids. NCBI's taxonomy places the organism in Eukaryota, Metazoa, Chordata, Mammalia, Rodentia, Chinchillidae. The record is from RefSeq and is a predicted model, not a curated record.
ACCGACAUUUGAUCUUUCCCAGCAGCCCAUUGGCCAGUGGCUGGGUGGCUGGGGUGGGAGGGUGGGGUGUGGCCCAUCAGGCCCCUGACCAAGUAUAGGAAUGGCCAGAGGAGGAGGCUGAAGGAGGCGAGGAUGGAGGAGACGUGCCUAGAGGAGUCAAGGUCCCUGCCUCCCCCAGGAAGGGCGCCAGCCCUGAGGUACACCAGGACAGCAGAGAAGACACUGGUGGACACUGCUGCCGGCUGCUGAAGUCCUGUGACAGGGAUGGGGCAUGAGGAACAUUAUCCUGGAGACUGAGGAGUAGCUGUAGCUAUGCUUCCUGAAGGAUUCGGUUCUCUGCUCCCUCCACACUGCUGGUCCACUAGUGGUCACCUGGCCCUGAGCACACCCCCCUCCUACAACCAGAAGGGCCCUGCUUCAGCCUGUACCUGGAAGAUCAGCUCCCUGGGUGAGCUCUGGUGCUCCAAGUGUGGGCCCUGCCCUGGACUGUCUCAAGGUAAAGGGAAUGCUACCCACCCAUCCUGGCAGCCCCCCAGAAUGUGGGGGUUCCCUCAGUUUUCUAAUCCUAUGGCCAGCAGCUGAGAGUGAGGGAACAGACCCCUCCUGGCCCCUCCCCAGCAGAUGGCUCCUGCCUCGUUAGAGCCAGCCCUCACGGCAGCAGCCCAAGGCCUCCCUCCUUCCCAAACCAGACAGCCUCUGGCUCGUCCCAGAUGCCAUUUGUCAACGUCCUUGCAAACACGUGGCGCCCAGAAACCAAGGCGGGUGGCUUGGCCAGGACCACCCUGGGCAGGAGGUCUGCGGGAAUAUCCCAUUUAGCGUAGCUCAGCGAAAAUUGCUCCCACCUUCCGGCCAAUCUACCUCUGAUGAUGCAGCCUCAGCUUUCCCAAGCCAUUUGGCCGCCGCUCCUUACCACUGGCUUGCAGCAGACCGACGCACUUGUGGUUGGGCUGGCGACAGCAUGGCGCCCCUCACGUGUCUGCGGGUAGCCUGCUCUUCCUGCCCUUGGCCAGGGUCGGUAACUGGCCAGACUCAAGCCUCCCACUUGGAGCUUGCCUGUGAGUCUCUUACCCCCCACCCUGCAUGGCACGAUGGCCUGGCCCAGUUUAUGUGCAUGAGAGACUGGCAUUGUGCUGGGCAUCGGGACACAGGUAGGUUCUAACCCUUAUCACCUGCCAAGAAGCUGUAGCUCUUGGGGCUCACUUCCAUACCAGCACUUGGUAGCCCUGCCUACAGCCAGGGAUGCCCAAGCUUAGAAGGCACCGGUAGAUCCUGGGUGUCAGGCAGAGGGCUUUUGGUAGUUAAAAUGCCACAUCUCUGGCCUCCUGGAGAACGGGAAACCACAUGUCCCACCACCACGAGGAGGAGGGCUGGCCUGACUGUGUCCCUCCCACUACAGGGUGCAGUGAUGCUCAUCUCCACUGCCUCGGUGCCUCUGGGGGCCAGUGGCCGGAGCCCCCAGGGGACCCUUGGCCCCCCUCCACCCUUGCUGCCCAAACCGGGGAAAGACAACCUGCGUCUGCAGAAGCUUCUGAGGAAGGCGGCUCGGAAGAAGAUGGCAGGAGCUGCCCCUGCCCCACCUGGAGCUUUCCGCACCUCCCUGUCCCCCGUGAGCGAAGCUAGCCAUGACCUGGAGACCACGGCUCCACGUCCCGCUGAGGCCCCACGUCCCGCUGAGGCCUUGCGUCCCGCUGAGGCCCCACGUCCCGCUGAGGCCUUGCGUCCUGCUGAGGCCCCACACACUGUGGUGCCCCUGCCCCGCUCCCCGCACACCCCAGUCAUUCACCAUGUGGCCUCGCCCCUGCAGAGGUCCACGUUCUCCUUCAGCCUCACUCAGCGCCAGGCUCUGGCUGCACAUUUCAAGGCCCCUUCAAGGCUUGAAGCCCCAGUUCUAGAGCCUGCCCAGCCCCCCAGUCGCUCUGCCUCUAUCUUGACCCCCACAAUAGGGGGCACCCAUGUCACUCAGGUGCACAUCCAGCUGGCACCAUCCCCAAGUGCAGGAACUCCUGAGUCCCCCAGGACAGACCUGAGUGGGGGACCCAGCAGCCGGAAUGGAGAACCAGCCCCAGGUCUCCCUAGUACCCAGCCCCAGAUCCCAGUGGCUCAUAUCCGCCCAUUGCCUGCUGGGGCCCAGGCUGUCAGUCCUAGGCCUGAGGAGCCCCCUACAGUGAGGCCACCAUCCAGCUUCCAGGCCGCAGUGUCCAGAGAGGCAGGGACCAGGGUGGUGGUGCCCAUCGCCCCCACCUACCGCUCGCCUGGACCCUUACCAUACAGCCCGGUUCCCACAGCACCUGAAGCUGAGCACUCGGAGCAGUUACCUAUAGCCAGCCCUACACUGGAGGUCGAGGGGGUCCCAUCAUCCCUGGCCUUGGCCUCAGGGCCCCACCCAAGGCCUGCCCCCAAAGUUCCCCCCAAGCCCCGGCUCAGUGGCUGGACACGCCUCAAAAAGCAGCUAAUGGAGGAGGCAGAAGAGCCCCAAUUCCCAGGGCAGGAGCCUAGCCUGGAGCCUGCUCAGCCGGAGGAACCCACUGCAGCCAGCUCCCGGCCCCCUGCCUCCCGGGCCUCUAGAAUGUGGGAUGCUGUGCUGUACCGCAUGUCAGUGGCCAAGUCUCACAACCACCCAGCAGGGCCCAAAGAUGGGGAGCAUCCCUUGGCUGGCCUCCCCCGUCUGCCCUUCCUGUACAGGCCUCGCUUCAAUGCCCGAAAGCUGCAGGAGGUUGCACGGGCCCCUCCCACAUUCCAACCCCUUGUAGCGCUGAGCCCCCAGCCCAAGAACUUCAACCGGACAGCAGCUGGCUGGAGGCUCUGGUGAAGAAGUGUCCAAGACCACAGGGUGGACAGAAGAUGGCUGAGCUCUAGCAUGGAGGCCACAGCCAUUGCAGGAGGAAGCACAAGGGGGCGUGGGGUGGAGGGAGGCUGGUGGGUGAGGUAUGUGUGGGUGGCCUGGGAAGGAUGCAUCCUGGUGCUCAGAAGAGCCUGGUGGAAGUGGACAGGUCAGGAAGGACAAGUCAGAGAGGUGGACAAAGCAAAGAGAAUGCAGAAGGGAGGCCAGGGUCUCACUGGUGUCGGGGGAUGGGUCUGAUCAAUGUAGUGUGGGAUUUGAGGGAUGGGACUUGGGGAGGAGGAAAAUAUGCAAGUGUGUGGUGAGGGGAGAAGUUGGAUUCACUGAUGCUGCCAGGCAGGCCCUGCAGCAUGCCCCCCAAUUGUCAAAGCCUGGGAGACAUAUUUCCUUCUGUGUGAAGUCAGAACUGUCACCAGCAGCAGGAGCUGGUUGGCGUUUGUGUUCCUGUGAGAGGCUCAAGGGGCUGCGGGAGCCAGACCCCAUGCCAGGAUGCAGAUGGUGGUGGAUGAGGGGUGCUCAGAGGCACGGAGGAAAGCUGACUGAGCAGAGGAGGAGGCCUGGCCAUGGCCCUGUUCACAUACACCUCUGCUUCCCUUCCUGGGCUGUCAGCUUCUUGGGAGCUUGCUGGUUGGAGAGGGGGCAGGGGCACCCCGCUAGUCACAUCUGGGCUUUGAUGGCAGGGUGAGGAAGGCAUCCUCAACAUCAGGGCUGGGAGAUCAACCUGGCCAAAAUGUGUGGAUUGGAAGCUGGGGCCUGCACAGGGGCACUGGAGGGGUCUCAGGCUGCAAACAGCAACCCUGAUGGGCCACCAGCCAUGAAGACAGGGGCCCAGAGGUUCCAGGAGAGAGCUCCAGCCGCAGCCACCACACAGGACUUGGCAGGGGAAGAAGGCAAUGAAGGUGGGCUGGCUGCCCCACGGAUGCAAUGACCACGCUGAGUUGAGCCUGGGACCUGGGCCACCAAUAAACAUUUAUCUAACCA